Messenger RNA from Schistosoma turkestanicum, 1855 nucleotides. NCBI's taxonomy places the organism in Eukaryota, Metazoa, Platyhelminthes, Trematoda, Strigeidida, Schistosomatidae. The record is from the annotation of a GenBank genome assembly.
AUUAUUUUCUAGAAAAAUCCAAAUCUAUCGAUGAUACCGUUGUAGGAUUGAUGCAUUUACGAAAACUUACUCUAAAUGACAAUGUUGUACAUACUGUUAUUACAGAACCAAUUGACAUUAAAAGUGAAGGAUGUAGUUUUCAUUAUCAAUCAAAUGAACAGAUAUAUAAAAAUGAUAAUCGAUUGAGAAGAAUAAGUACUAGUCAAGAGAGUGAUGUAUACACGUACAACAAACAGAGAAGACUUUUGAAAUGGUCCGUUAUAGAAAGUACCAAAAUGAUGACCGCACUGUUUUUCGAUCAAUUACCAAUUAUGUUAGAAAAAGAGAUAAACAUUGGAGCAGUAAAAACUGAAAUUCCUACUGAACAUCAUCAUGAUCACAUCUGUGAUAGCGUCAAUAAGAAAGUAAAACCACAUUAUAGUUGUCUUUCAGUUAUUUCAUUGCCAAGAUCUUCAGCUGAUGAACAACAUUUAGGAGAGUUUCACUCGAAUCAUGAACGUAUUUUUCGUUACUUAUUCACCCAAGAUUUAAAAGCAACAUCAUAUUAUCAAGUAAAUUUCUUGGAACGUCAUGGUUUAACCGAAUCAGUUCGAGCAACUCUAUGCGAUUGGAUGAUAAAAGUACAACAAUAUUUAAAAUUACGCACAGAAUCAUUGCAUUUAGCUGUCAAUCUAGUUGAUCAGUAUACUUGGCGAAAAAUUACUUUAUUUCCAUCAGAAUAUCAACUACUUGGUAUUACAGCUAUAUUUAUUGCUGUAAAAUUCAUUGAACGCUUUCCUCCAGCAACUAAAACUUUGUGUUAUUUGACUGAGAAUUCGUAUAGUACUAAACAGGUUCUAGAUUUUGAAUUCAAAGUGUUACAAACAUUGGAUUUUGGUAUAAAUAUUCCUUUGCCACAUCAUUUCUUAGAUCGUGCAAUAACAGCUUGUUAUGAUUUAACUUUAACUGGUAAGGCAAAGAUAGAAUUAAUCUGUCGUUAUCUUUUUGAACUGAGCUUAACUGAACUAUCAGCUGCAGGUACUUUAGCCACAGUGAAAUGUGCAGCUGGUGUCUACUUAGCACGUGAACUUAUACGAUUAGAGUAUAAAAAUGGGAAAAACAAGACAAACGACAUACAAAUGGAUCAUGUUGGCAAUCAUAGUUUAUCAGUAACAUUUGAAACAUGGCCAGAAGUUAUUGGUCGAACUAUGGGACAUGAGAAUGUUAUCACUCUGCUACCGAUGGUACUCAUAUAUAUACAAAAUAUAAUACGAAUUUUACCAAAUUCCAAUACAGACAACGAAAAUUACGAGGCUGCUUUUCAUAAAUUCAGUAAUCGAAGCUAUGGUCGAAUAGCUCAGUCCAGUUUACUUAUGGAUGCUGAUUAUGAUUUGAUCAUACAAGAUAUCAAUAGAAAAAUGACAAGUCAUUCUAAAAUGAACAAAAAGCGAUUGUUAUGAGAUAGAAAUUGAAACAUACACACAAUGAACAGUUGUAGCAAUUAAUCAUAUUGAUCGCUCAUAUUUCUUCUGUUAUCCAGAACGAAUAAUUGAAAACAAAUCAAUAAUAUAUUCAGUUUUAAUGAUCAGUUCGUUUGACAUUUGAACAAGAACACACAUACACACAGAGAGAAAAAUUAUCAACAAAUGAAUUGAAUAUUUUGCUACUCUUGCUAAUCUAUCCACCACUCGACGUUUUUCUUUUCUGUGAAACAAUAUAGAAAAAGCACUAACUUGAUUGCAUCAUCAAAAUUGUAGUGAUUUCAAUUCAGUGAAUUUGUUUCUGUUUUUGGUCAACUAUCUACCUCGGCUGUAUAAUAUUUUGGUCAACAUAAUGAAUGGCAUAAUAUACAUAUUUAACAAUUUUUUUCAGUACA